GCCGUAAAAGAUGAGACUCGAGGCCUAUAUUACUCCCAAUAACAAUAAGCCCUCACAGACCCUUUUAAAGAUUUUCUCGCUCCUCUCUUUCUCUCUCUUCAAAAUUUCCCGGGAAAGAGCCGCCGAUCUGAUCGCGAUCUUCGUUCCACUCAAUUUAUAGCUGCACUUAUUUGUGUGCGUUGUGUGUGCUUAUAGGGAGAGAUUAAUUAAUUAAUAUAAUAAGAAGUUAAUUAUGGAGGAAGAUUACUAUAUGAGCGACGGCAGCGAAGAGGAAGAUGAAACUUAUUCGUCCGAUCAAGACGCGGAGCCGCUCGACGGACUCGAAAACGACGAUUCCGAUGCUCAGUGGCUCUCGCACAAAGCCCCUUCUUCCAAGGUAAUCACAGAAGCGUCUCUGUUAGCUGCUCAGAGAGAAGAUCUGCUCAAAGUAAUGGACUUGCUAUCAGUGAGGGAACACCAUGCCAGAACUCUUCUCAUUCACUACAGAUGGGAUGUUGAGAAACUAACUGCAGUUUACGUUGAGAAGGGAAGAUCGUGCAUGUUUUCUGAUGCAGGUGUUUCUAUGGUUGAAAUUGUUGACCUAGAUCCAGCAGAACCUUCCUCUACAGUGAUGUGCAAUAUAUGUAUGGAUGAUGUUCCAGCAAAAGAUAUAACUAAAAUGGACUGUGGCCACGACUUCUGCAAUAACUGUUGGACAGAGCACUUCAUUGUCAAAAUCAAUGACGGUCAAAGCAAGAGGAUCAGAUGCAUGGCCCAUAAAUGCAACGCUAUCUGUGAUGAAACUAUAAUUAGACAUCUAGUUAGUGUAAAGCACCCUGAUUUAGCAGAGAAGUUUGACCGGUUCCUUCUUGAGUCGUACAUUGAAGACAACAGAAUGGUUAAAUGGUGUCCCAGUACACCCCAUUGUGGGAAUGCAAUAAGGGUAGAAAAUGAUGAGUUUUGUGAGGUAGAGUGUUCUUGUGGUUUACAGUUCUGUUUUAGUUGUUCAUCAGAAGCCCAUUCCCCUUGUUCAUGCUCUAUGUGGGAACUCUGGAUAAAGAAAUGCCGUGAUGAAUCUGAGACAGUCAAUUGGAUUACUGUGCAUACAAAGCCUUGUCCAAAGUGUCACAAACCAGUUGAAAAGAAUGGUGGUUGCAACCUAGUUAGUUGCAUAUGUGGGCAAGCCUUUUGUUGGUUGUGUGGUGGAGCUACUGGCCGAGACCACACUUGGUCUCAUAUUGCUAAUCAUAGUUGUGGCCGUUACAAAGAAGAUGGUGAGAAGAAGGCCGAGCGUGCAAAACGAGACCUAUACAGAUACAUGCAUUAUCAUAAUCGUUAUAAAGCUCAUACAGACUCCUUUAAGCAGGAAUCUAGAUUGAGGGAAACAAUUAAAGAAAAGGUUUCGAAUUUGGAAGCAAGAGACUCAGCAUUAAGAGAUUUCAGCUGGGUUACUAAUGGUAUUCACAGGCUGUUCAGAUCAAGACGAGCUCUUUCGUAUUCAUAUCCUUUUGCUUUCUACAUGUUUGGUAAUGAAUUCUUUAAGGAUGAGAUGACGAAAAAGGACAGGGAAUUAAAGCAACAUUUAUUUGAAGACCAGCAGCAGCAGCUCGAGUCAAAUGUUGAGAAGCUAUCCAAAUUUCUUGAGGAGCCAUUUGAUGAAUAUCCAGAGGAACAAGUCAUGAAAAUAAGGAUGCAAGUUAUUAAUCUCUCUGUUAUCACUGAUAACCUCUGCAAAAAAAUGUAUGAAUGUAUCGAGAAUGACCUGUUGGGUUCGCUUCAAUAUACCAUUCACAGUAUAGCUCCUUACCAGUCAAAAGGCAUUGAGAAAGCAGAGGAGCUAACUUUUGGAGGGAGCACUCUAGCAAAUAGCAAUAGUAAAUGUCAGGAGGCAGCUGGUCAGUCCACUGGUAAAGCGGAUCUUCCUGGUAAGAAAUGUCCGCUUAAAGGUCAACAGUAAAGCUAAUGGUCACCUUAAUCUGAGUAUCUGCUAAAUGCCAGAACCUUAUCGCAUCUGUUGACACUCGGUCAUGCAUUUCUGUAGGGGAGUCGAUAGAAACUGGCCAGCCUUCGGCAUCUGGGACUUCGAGCAAGUGCCCUCAGCUGUCGCGGAAGCGCCCUAGGAAAGAAAGUAACACAGGUAGCGUCAUUGAUCUCAACCUGCCUGCACAAGCUCAUCCAGUAAAUGCUUACAAUUAUAAAUAAUAGAGUACAUCGUAAGAUGAUGGUGGCGAAGAAGCAGCCUUUUGAGAAUUUCAUGGCCCUUUUUGACGGUUAAUUAUAUGGUUCCUCGAGCAUCCUACCUUAGAUAUGGUAUGGAAGUAAAGUAGUUUAACUAUGUACAGUUUUUUUUUUGGGAUCGUAUUCUAAUGUAUAGGAAAAUAUUGGAUGGUAUAUAUCUGGUUGUGGUGCUAAAAUUUAUUAAUAAUAUUAAUAAAAUUGGGGUCAAUUGCUGCGGAA
Molecule: messenger RNA, 2436 nt
Organism: Salvia miltiorrhiza (redroot sage)
Lineage: Eukaryota; Viridiplantae; Streptophyta; Magnoliopsida; Lamiales; Lamiaceae
Product: probable E3 ubiquitin-protein ligase ARI2
Exons: 7
Coding region: 233-1936 (567 amino acids)
Biological process (GO): protein polyubiquitination; ubiquitin-dependent protein catabolic process; positive regulation of proteasomal ubiquitin-dependent protein catabolic process
Cellular component (GO): cytoplasm; ubiquitin ligase complex
Molecular function (GO): ubiquitin protein ligase activity; zinc ion binding; ubiquitin conjugating enzyme binding
Source: RefSeq, a predicted model, not a curated record